AUGCCGAAAGCACGGAAACAUAGGCGCAAGGUCCCGGUAACGGCACCUCCGCCCAUCGGUCCUUCUCACUCCGCGGCGGCGGCUUCUGCCUCGGCCCGCCCACAAGUCACACGAGAUACCAUUCGUCGAUUUCACGUUCUACUCAAACGCCAGACUCAGUUGAAGGCAUUCGAUCGGAAAGGAAGAGGAAACGCGCGUGCUUCAGCCACGGAGUUGGCAGAUAUAGAACGAGAAAUCGAGGAGUUGGGUGGGCUUGCUGAGUAUCAGCGCAUGUCGACUAUUGGUCAAGGCAAAGACCGCGGAGGCGGCAGCGAGAAGAUCCUCAUCCCUUGGUUGCGCGAAGUCGGGCUGUCAGAUGACGUUCAGGGUGCGGGAUCGCGAGCGCGUCUUCUCGAAGUCGGUGCGCUCAAGCCCGACAACUAUGCAUCGUGUCAGGCGUGGUUGGACGUGACACCCAUAGACCUCCACUCGCAGCAUCCGGCUAUCGAGGAGAAGGACUUCCUGCUGAUGAACCCCGCGGAGCACCGAGAGAAGUGGGACGUUAUCAGUCUCAGUCUCGUUCUGAAUUUCGUACCCGACGCCAAAGACCGAGGCACAAUGCUCCGGUUAGCACACACGAUAUUGAGGCCCGAGGGUCUGCUCUUCGUUGCACUCCCUCUGCCCUGCAUCCUGAACUCGCGGUACAUGACGGCUGAGCACUACAAGGGCUUGAUGGAGACAAUCGGGUUUGAAGAGAUUCGGUCACGAUGGAAAGAAGGGGGAAAGAUGGCUUAUUGGCUCUUCCGACGGACAGCACGGCCAGCAUCCUUGUCUGAGCAACAGCAUACACUGUACGACAAGAAGACAACGUUUCGGACUGGCAAUAGGAACAAUUUCGUCGUCUUGUUGUAA
Molecule: messenger RNA, 891 nt
Organism: Epithele typhae
Lineage: Eukaryota; Fungi; Basidiomycota; Agaricomycetes; Polyporales; Epitheliaceae
Product: nucleolus protein
Exons: 4
Coding region: 1-891 (296 amino acids)
Cellular component (GO): nucleolus
Molecular function (GO): rRNA (adenine) methyltransferase activity
Source: RefSeq, a predicted model, not a curated record